Leptidea sinapis is the source of this 1048-nucleotide messenger RNA. RefSeq lists its product as uncharacterized. NCBI's taxonomy places the organism in Eukaryota, Metazoa, Arthropoda, Insecta, Lepidoptera, Pieridae. The record is from RefSeq and is a predicted model, not a curated record. The coding region runs from base 299 to 1048 and encodes 249 amino acids. The transcript is spliced from 3 exons.
UUUCGCGAAAGAGUUGAAAAAUUUAAAUUUCAAAGAAGCUUUAGUUAAUUUUUUUAUUUCACAUUGGGCUACUGAUGAAGUGGUGCCAUUUAUUGGCAACAAAACAAUAUACGUCAAUUUCAGAAAAUGUCAUUCUUUCACUGUUGAUAAUUCCAAUAAAGUUGUCUCAAGGAUUGAUGAAGAGUUGUCAUGCCCAGCACACGAGGAAGCAGAUACAAAGAUAGUAUAUCAUGCAUGUAACAUCAACUUUCCAGCAGAAAUAGUAAUAAGAAGUGCUGAUACCGAUAUUGCGGCUAUAAUGCUUGGUAACAUGCAUCACCUUAAAAGUGAUACGGUUGUUUGGAUGCUUACAGGCACUGGCAAUAAUUUAAGGUAUGUAGACCUAACCAAAAUACAUGCAGAGUUGGGACUGUUAAUUUGUCAGAGCUUACCUGGAUUUCAUGCCAUCACAGGUUGUGAUUUUAAUCCUGCGCUCUUCAGAAAAGGAAAAUUAAGACCAUACAAGAUAUUAAAAAAAGAUCCAGAGUACCAGGAAGCUUUCAAGAACUUCGGCAACAACGAAUUAAUUGAAAAUUUAAAUCAUCAACAAAACAUCUUUAAUAUUAUUCAGAGAUUUAUAUGCAAUGUCUACAAUGUCCCUAAUGUAAUUGAUGUUGAUGCCGCUAGACUUCAAAUAUUCAUUGACUCGUACACAGUCUCCGAUGUAAACGAAGCUUUUGACCGAAAGAAGUUGCGAAAUUUUGACGCUAGCAACCUACCGCCUUGCAAAAGCGAGCUAUUGCAGCAAUUUCUGCGAGCAAACUGUAUAUGUACCGUUUGGAAUUAUACUCAUUUAAAAAAUCCAACCACAUAUCAACCAGACAAUAACGGCUGGGUAUUAAAAGAUGACAAAUACCAGUUCAAAUGGGUAAGGCAAGUCGAGAUCGAGCAUGAAGAUUCACUUUUUCUAAGAAUUUUAGGUGAAACAACAGCAUUGCCGCUGUCCUUCUGUCGAUCUGUGGGAUGUCCGGGGGCUUGUCCCCCAGAGCACAUUACAGCAGCAGCCUAA